AUGACGGUGUUUAUCGCCUCCCUCUUUCUCCCCAAGACCAUCCACUUCACCCUCCCAGGCACUCCGCCGCGUGGUUCAGCGUCGGAGAAGAAGCAGCCCAAGCCAGUGCCGCUUGAGAGACAGCCGAGCUUGUUCCAGCCGAGCAAUAUCACUCCUCCGAUUACACCGACGGACGAGAAGAAGCGGGACGACCCCUUCACGAACGAGGAUGGCCUCCGCGUGCAAAUCCCGGGCACCGCCGAGCCUGUUACCGACACUCUCCGCGCCCCGGCUGACCGCAGCUCCCCGACCUGGGGAGGCCGUCCCGACCAGCCCAUGUCGCGCGCGAACUCGCCGCCUCCCCCGUCUCUGAUCGACAAGAGCCGACUGCUCCAGGCGAAGGCGAAGGAGCUGGGCCGUCAGGGUAUAACGCAGCCGCGGUCGUUGGUUAGGAGCGACAGCCACGAUCGCGUUUUUGCCCGUGCCGACUGGAAGGUCGUCAAUGCCGAUCAGGGCAACGGCGGCUUGCGUAACGCGGCCGAGGCCGCCGCUAGAGAGGGCAAGUUGGGAGACUAUAUUUGGGUCGGGACGCUAGGGAUGCCGACCGACGCUCUUCAGGGCACACAGCAGCUACAAGACAUCGAGGACAGGCUGGCCACCGAGCACAACAUGCUCAGCGUCUUCUGCUCGGACAAGGACUUUGACGGCCACUACUCGCACUUCUGCAAGCAGAUUCUGUGGCCCGUCUUCCACUACCAGAUCCCCGACAACCCGAAGAGCAAGGCGUACGAGGACCACUCGUGGAAGUACUACGUCAACGUCAACCAGGCCUUCGCUGACAAGAUUGUUAAGAACUGGAAGCGGGGCGACGUUGUCUGGGUCCACGACUAUCACCUCCUCCUUGUCCCCUCCAUGGUCCGCAAGAAGAUUCCCGAUGCCAAGAUCGGCUUCUUCCUACAUGUCGCAUUCCCUUCUUCCGAGGUUUUCCGCUGCCUGGCCGUUCGGAAGCAGCUCCUCGAGGGCAUGGUGGGUGCCAACCUGAUCGGCUUCCAGAUUCACGAGUACACCAGGCACUUCCUCCAGACUUGCAGUCGCCUCCUGAACGCGGAAGCGACGCCGGAGGGUCUGCAGCUCGAGGACCGAUUCGUGGACGUCAUCAACCUGCCCAUCGGGAUCGACCCGGUGAGCCUUACCCAGCAUCGCCAAGAGGCAGAAGUUAAGAAGUGGCUGGACAUCAUGCGCGAACGCUACGCCGGUAAGAAACUCAUCGUCGCCCGGGACAAGCUCGACCACGUCCGUGGCGUCCGGCAGAAGCUUCUUUCGUAUGAGCUGUUCCUCAACUCGAACCCCCAGUGGCGGGAUAACGUGGUUCUCAUCCAAGUCGCGCUGUCUACCAGCGAGAAGAGCGAACUGGACGCUGCCGUGUCUGAUAUUGUCACUCGCGUCAACUCGUCCUGGGCCAACCUCGCCUACCAGCCGGUGGUAUACCUGAAGCAGGAUAUUGACUACGCACAGUAUCUGGCGCUGCUAAGCAUCGCCGACGCGCUAAUGAUCACCAGCCAGCGCGAGGGUAUGAACCUGACCUCGCACGAGUACAUCUACUGCCAGGACGGCAAUCACAGCGAAAAGAAGCACGGCUCCCUCAUCCUCUCCGAGUUCACGGGCACAUCUUCUCUCUUUGGCGGCAAUGAGCUGUCGGUCAACCCGUGGGACUACCGGGCCUGCGCGAACGCCAUCAAGAAGGCGCUCGAGAUGGGCGACGAGGAGAAGGAGCAGCGCUGGUCCAGGCUGUUCGAACGCGUCAAUCUCCACACCGGCUCGCAUUGGUUUACGGAAUUCACGGCGCGCCUGGACGAGGUGCAUGAGCAACAGCACCGCCGCGAGAUGACAUCGGUCCCGCGUCUCUCGAUUCCUAACGUUGUGCAGCAGUACACCCGGAGCGAGAAGCGCCUCUUCUUCCUCGACUUCGAAAACACGCUGGUUAACUGGGGCCCCGUUGACCAAAUCAUCACCGUUAGCCCGCAGGUGGGAUACCAAGCCCCGUUCACCAGGCGCAUGGUCGAGCAUCUAACAUGGUAUCAGCGAACCGUCGACGUCCUCAGCGACCUGCUCCUCGACGACCGCAACAUCGUCUACGUCAUGUCCGGCCGCAGCCCCGACGAGCUCGACCACCUCUUCCGCCUCGUCCCUAACCUAGGCCUGAUCGCGGAGAACGGGUGCUACCUCAAGAACUUUGGGAGCACCGAGUGGACCGAGGUGGCUGACCAGAACCAGAUCCGCGAGUGGAAGGAGUCGGUGCAGCCCAUCCUAACCUACUACCUGGAGCGCACGCCGGGGGCCUGGAUCGAGAACCGGCUGUGCUCCAUCAAGUUCAACUACAAGUCGGCCGAAGAAUACGACUCCGCCGAGGACUACGAGGCCGCCCAGCGCCAGGCGAGCGAUUGCGCUAGUCACAUCAACGACGCCUGCGAGGUGCAGCGCGUGCACGCCCUCCCGCUCGAGGGAUGCGUCCUCGUCGAGCCCAUCGACUGGACCAAGACCUCGGCCGCUCAGAAGAUAUUUGCCGACCUGCAGGCGAGCAUGGCCACCCCCGCCGAGGGUGAAGGCGAGGGCGACAAGUCUCCUUUUUCUCCUGCUGACUUCCUCAUGGUUAUUGGCGAUGGGCGCGAGGAUGAGAAGGUAUUCAAGUGGGCCAACACCCUGGGCGAGGAGGGCACCGUGAAGGAGGUUGUCACAGUCAGCCUCGGUUCUAGGAACACCGAGGCGGCGGCUACGCUGACGCAGGGCGUUAGCGGUGAGUCCGACCCCGCCGCCACCGCCGAACCAUCUCCUGAGCCGUCACUGACAGUUCACCCACCCGUCAUAGGCGUCCUGAUAACACUGCAGAAGCUGGCGUCGAUCGCGUAA
This is a messenger RNA of Chaetomium globosum CBS 148.51, 2886 nucleotides long. RefSeq lists its product as uncharacterized. The record is from RefSeq and is a predicted model, not a curated record. The transcript has 2 exons. Gene Ontology annotation, biological process: trehalose biosynthetic process. Gene Ontology annotation, molecular function: catalytic activity. Bases 1 to 2886 code for a protein of 961 amino acids. Lineage: Eukaryota; Fungi; Ascomycota; Sordariomycetes; Sordariales; Chaetomiaceae. Gene Ontology annotation, cellular component: cytosol; alpha,alpha-trehalose-phosphate synthase complex (UDP-forming).